Messenger RNA from Trichoderma virens Gv29-8, 1218 nucleotides. RefSeq names its product glycosyltransferase family 32 protein. NCBI's taxonomy places the organism in Eukaryota, Fungi, Ascomycota, Sordariomycetes, Hypocreales, Hypocreaceae. Gene Ontology annotation, molecular function: alpha-1,6-mannosyltransferase activity. Gene Ontology annotation, biological process: protein N-linked glycosylation. The transcript has a single exon. The coding region runs from base 1 to 1218 and encodes 405 amino acids. Gene Ontology annotation, cellular component: mannan polymerase complex. The record is from RefSeq and is a predicted model, not a curated record.
AUGAACUCCCCUCUUGGAUCACCGAGGCUCAUGUCCUCUGCCAGCCCUUUCCGCAACAAGGUGCCUACACAGAUGAGACGGUGCCUCCCUCUCUACCUCGCCAUCGUCUUCGUCUUUCUUGUCAUUCUCAAUUUUGACUGGGUCCUGGCGAUACCUAAUCCCGCUUCAGUCCUCCGCCGACAACCAAAGCCGCCUCCUGUGCCAGGCAGCACAUUUCCGCAAAAGAUUUGGCAAACAUGGAAAGUCGAUCCUCUCAACUUCGAAGAGCGUGAUCUGUUGACGGCGCGGACGUGGACUGAGAAAAACCCGGGCAUGCGCUACGAAGUCGUUACCGAUGCCAACGAGAUGGCAUAUAUCGAGGACCGGUAUGGUCCAAAUGGUUACGACCGCCCGGAUAUUGUCGAGUUCUAUCAAAUGAUCAAAUUACCCAUCAUCAAAGCCGACCUUUUGCGGUAUAUGAUCAUGUACGCCGAGGGCGGCAUUUACGCAGACAUUGAUGUCGAAACCAUGAAGCCUUUUCAUCGGUUUAUACCAGAGCGCUACAACGAAAAGGACAUUGACUUGAUUGUCGGUGUUGAGAUUGACCAGCCCGAUUUCAAAGAUCACCCCAUCUUGGGGAAAAAGUCCAUGUCCUUUUGCCAGUGGACAUUUGCGGCGCGCCCCGAACAGCCCGUCAUGAUGCGUCUGAUUGAAAACAUCAUGAAGUGGUUCAAGGGUGUCGCCAGAGACCAAGGCGUGCCGCUGAGCGAAGUGCAGCUUGACUUUGAUCAAGUCAUCAGCGGCACGGGCCCUUCUGCUUUUACCAAAGCCAUUCUCGAGGAGAUGAACCGCAAGUCCAAGGGGCCCAAGGUCACUUGGGACAAGUUCCACAACAUGGACGAGUCCAAACUCGUGGGCGGCGUCCUUGUCCUCACCGUCGAGGCUUUUUGCGCCGGACAAGGACAUUCGGAUUCCGGCAACCACAACGCUCGAAACGCCCUCGUCAAGCAUCACUUCCACGCGUCCAACUGGCCUAGCCGCCAUCCUCGAUACAAACACCCUGCCUAUGGCCAGGUCGAAGACUGCAACUGGGUGCCCGAGUGUGUCCGGAAAUGGGACGAAGAUACCGGCAACUGGGAUAAAUAUUCUGAGAAUGAGCAGAAGAAGAUUGUCCAAGACAUAGAGGAUGCGCGAGCGGAACGAGAGCGGCAGCAACAGGCUUUGGCUGCUCUCCCCUAG